Mercenaria mercenaria is the source of this 3702-nucleotide messenger RNA. RefSeq names its product helicase with zinc finger domain 2-like. Gene Ontology annotation, molecular function: protein binding; 5'-3' DNA helicase activity. Lineage: Eukaryota; Metazoa; Mollusca; Bivalvia; Venerida; Veneridae. The record is from RefSeq and is a predicted model, not a curated record. The transcript has 19 exons. The coding region runs from base 237 to 3293 and encodes 1018 amino acids.
AGUAAGUUGAUGUAAGAAAAUCAGAAAUGUUCAAAUAUUUAUUAAACGUAAUAGGUGUGUUAAAAUUGUGAAUAUUUCGAAGGGAAAAUACUAUUCUGUUUGGAUAUAAGUUACGGACGAAAUUGGAUAUAAAAAUAUUUGUUCAAACUUCGAAGAUUUUGUGCAUGAUACGGUAUUUGUUUACAAAUGCAGAAGUAUGUUUUACAAAGAUUCGAGAAUAGUUGACUUGAAAUAAGAUGGCGGCGAGAAAAAUUUCUAGCUUGAUACUGGAAAGCCAAGAUGCACUUAAAGCUUUUAACAAACCAGAAGCUAAGCAGAAAGCUUUGCAGGCAAUAGUAGAUAUCAAUAUAGAGAAAGAGAGAUUACUUACAGGCAAGAAAACAGACAUAAAUGAACAACAGCUUGGAGACUGGUAUGGUGGCUGUUCUUUCGUUAUGAACAAGAUUGGAGAAAACCUAAAUGCCACAAAAUGUUUCUACACAGCUAUUGUUUUCGACCCAUCAUGGGAUGUAGUCAAGCAUGAAAAUGUGUCACGUGUUCUUUGGACCUCUCUUGUCUUUUCAAAGAAAAUCGCUAAACUCUCCAAGGACAUUAAGGGACUGAAGGACCUACUGUCAGAAAUAGAUGACUUGGCGAAACUUGCAGAGAGAAGGGGGAAAUGGAAUGUCUGUGUUGCAGUAGAUGAUGACAUCAACACUAUUUUCUCUUACUUUAUACAGCAAGGUCUGGAAGAAAAUGAAUUAAUCAAACAACUGGGACGAAAAGAAUCUUUGUGGCGGUCUGCUAGAUGCAAAAUCAAAAUGGGAAUGCAAGAAGAUGCAAGGAAUAUGUGUAGUACAAUUCUUCAGCAUGCUUGUGACUAUGAUGACCCAGAAGCUUUCGAGAUUUGGGCUGUUUCCCUGUAUAAUACAAAAGAUUUCGAUCUAGCUUUUGAAAAGUGCGAAUUAGCUCUACAUUAUUGCAAGGAUAACAGUUACAGACAACGUUUAGGAGAAUUUCGAUCGCAGAUACAAACACAAAUUCUAGCAAAUACUCACCAGGAACAGCAUGAAGAAUUUCAGGAUACAAAUUACCAGGAUGUUCAACGCUAUCUUGAGCGAUGGCUUCCGAUUAUUUCCAUGGAAGCUGCAGCAGGAAUAGUGCGCAAUGCAGAGUCACUUUGCAUCAAUAAUGUUCCGGUUAAAUUUCUUGAAGGUAGGAAAGGAAAGUUUUCUCUUGGGCAUCAUGAGUGCGAACUCAGAAACAUUGAAUUUUCUGGGAUGAUAUCAGACGACACUGAUUAUGUAAGCUGUGAUGAAACAACAGCUUCCCAUGACUGGUUAUGUUUAAAAGCAACACUUCCGAAGUUAGAAAAAUCCUCUCCAAAAGACGAAACGGCUUUAUGGACUGGACAUGCCUCAGUCAUUAAUGUGGUUAAACGGAAAAGUCAAAGGUAUCCUGAUGAAAAAAUCCACGUAACGUUCCAACUGCACAACAAGGAGCCUAAUCUUCCUUCGAACCUUCCGACCGACACGACAUUCAGUGUUGAAAUAUUAAAGAAGUCUGAAGUGGACAGGAGAACUGAAAGUGUUAUGAAAGAACUACUAUCUCAAAGAGACUCACUGGCAGCUAAAAUAGCCAUGAACAAACCUAUACCAGAUUGUGAUAGAAGUCGUGCUCAUAUAGCAAACCUUCCCCUUAACCAAGAUUUAUUGUUCGAAAUAAAGCAUGUGGAUCAAAAACGAAGAAAGUGUCUUCCGCAAAACAAUGCUAAGCAACAAGAGGCUAUAAAUAAGGCAUUGACUUCACGUUUUUCUCUCAUACAAGCGCCACCUGGUACAGGAAAGACAAAUGUAUGCAUCAAACUGAUGUAUCUUUUUGAUAGAAUCAACUAUCAACUGAGUAAAGAAGGUCAUCCAAGGAAACAAGUACUGUUCUGUGGACAAUCAAAUAAAGAUAUGGAUUUAAUAGCCGAAUGGAUGCUCGAAAGAAUGGACCAGUACAAACCAAGUUUCGUCCGCGUGUAUGAAAGAUCAAUAGAGGCAAUCGAUUUUCCUAUUCCCGGUCAAACAUUCUUGUACAAGAGAAGCUCAAGAAGUUUGCCUACCAACCAAAAGUUGAAAUGUGUAGCCCUUCACCACUUGAUUCGAGAGGAAGGGAAGAAGUACGCUGAAAAAAUUAACGCUACCGACAAAUUCUUUGAAGCCCAUAAUUGUGAACCAAUGCCAGAUUUGGUGAAAGACUACGUUCAUACUGUCAGCGAAGCAUCAGUUGAUGAAAUAAAGAAGUAUAAUAUAAUCUUAUGUACAACAGAAUCCUGGGCAAAUCCAACGGUUUUAGAAGCUACAAAUAUUUAUCAGGUUAUCGUUGACGAAGCAGGUAUGUGUUCUGAACCACAGUGCCUUAUUCCUAUAAUUGUCACGAAAGCUGAACAAGUGGUACUUAUUGGUGAUCACAAGCAGCUCAGGCCAACCAUCUUGUGCAAAGAAGCUGCGCUACUCGGAUUAGAAAAAUCGCUGUUUGAACGAUAUGCAACAACAGAAUUGUCAACAAAUGUUCAGUUUACAAUGUUGGAACACCAGAACAGAAUGAAUCCAGAAAUAUGCAGAUUCCCUUCAAAACAGUUCUAUAAAUCUGCUUUGAGAACAAUGUGUGGUAUAUGGAGAGACGAAACACUGCGUAUCUGGCCACAAGAUGCGAAAGGUGUUUACCCUCAUGUUUUAGUGCAUGUCGAAGGAGAAGAGCAAAUUCGCACUGUAUCUACAGGAAAUGGAAAUGAGCAGUCUAUGAGCAAUGAUGCCGAAAUCGGUCACGUGGUCAUGACAUACAACUAUUUGACAAGUCAAGAACCAAAUGCGUCAAUUCAAAUCCUUUCCCAGUAUAAUGCGCAGUGCUCUGACAUUAAGAAAAGACUUGAAAAUGAAGGCAUCGAAGGGGUCGACGAAAUAGUCAGUACAGUUGUAUCAAGCCAUGGAAGGGAAUGGGACUAUGUAAUAUUUAGCACCGUGCGGUCUCUGACGGAGGACAAGAUUGAAAAGAAUCCUACCCUUGGCUGGUGUAAACAUAAUUUGGGUUUUAUCACCGACAGAAAUCAGAUGAACGUUGCCCUGACCAGAGCUCGAAAAGGACUCGUGAUCAUAGGUAACAAAUAUGUGCUUGCCUGUGACUAUGUUUGGAAAAGAUUAAUACAACACUACAAACAACGAGGGUGUAUGAAAACUCCCGAGGAAUUCCCGCCGAAAAAUAUUAGAAAAAGUCGACGACAAAUUAUGGAAGAAGCGCGGGAACGAAGUCGUCAUAGGUAUGGAAAAUAGAAAGCAUCUUGGAAUGACGGUUCAUUUGACAAUGAGUAAAUUAAACAUGAUGUGCGAAAUCCUAGAUUUAAGAUACAAUCGGGUUUUUCGACUUCGUUAUUGGCUUCUACUAUUUAACGAAAAUGUAAACUUAAACAUAUUGUAACUUUAUAAUCCUUCAUAUUUAUUGACGUUUAUAACUGUUCUCAAAAAUUCUUUGCCGAAAACCUUGAGAUCAAGAGCUUAUAUUGGUUUUAGAUUUUCUCUUAUUUUGUCUAAAAAUUAUUUUUCGGAUAAUAAGUUAAUAAACAAGAGGACCAUGAUGGUCCUGAAUCGCUCACCUAUCCCCACAUGACCCAGUGUUGAACUGAGUAUGACGUCGUUAUUUCUAUCAUUUGACAAAGUGACCUAGUUUUUGAGCACAGGUGAC